GGGGCUCAGGGUCCAGCCUGUUGCUGAUGCUGCAGCGCGGUAUUCGUCAUGGAGCUGGCGCCGCGAGUCUCUCCGUUGUUGGUCUCGCUGCUGCUGCUGCUGCUUCUGGGCCUGAGCACGGGAGCCAACAUCGACCAGCCCACAGAGGAGGGCAAGGAAGUAUGGGAUUAUGUGACUGUCCGGAAGGAUGCCCACAUGUUCUGGUGGCUCUAUUAUGCUACCAGCCCCUGCAAGAACUUCUCAGAACUGCCCCUGGUUAUGUGGCUUCAGGGUGGUCCAGGCGGAUCCAGCACUGGAUUUGGAAACUUUGAGGAAAUUGGGCCCCUCGACAGUGACCUCAAACCACGCACAACUACCUGGCUCCAGUCUGCCAGUCUCCUGUUCGUGGAUAACCCCGUGGGCACGGGGUUCAGUUAUGUGAGCAAGGAUGAUGCAUAUGCCAAAGACCUGGCCACGGUGGCCUCAGACAUGUUGGUUCUCCUGAAGUCCUUCUUCAGUUGCCACAAAGAAUUCCAGACGAUUCCAUUCUACAUUUUCUCAGAGUCCUACGGAGGAAAAAUGGCUGCUGGCAUCGCUCUAGAGCUUCAUAAGGCCAUUCAGCAAGGGACCAUCCAGUGCAACUUUGCUGGGGUUGCUUUGGGUGACUCCUGGAUCUCCCCUGUUGAUUCGGUGCUCUCCUGGGGACCUUACCUGUACAGUGUGUCUCUUCUUGAUGACCAAGGUCUGGCAGAGGUGUCUCAGGUCGCAGAGCAAGUCCUGGAUGCUGUAAACAAGGGGCUCUACAAAACGGCUACCCAGCUGUGGGGAAAAGCAGAAACGAUCAUUGAACAGAACACAGAUGGGGUGAACUUCUACAACAUCUUAACUAAAAUUGCUCCCAAGUCUGCAAUGAAGUUGAGCCUGGAAUUCACCCAGAGCCACCUAGUUCAUCUUUUGCAACGCCACGUGAGACACCUACAUCAGGACUCCUUAAAUCAGCUCAUGAACGGUCCCAUCAGAAAGAAGCUCAAAAUUAUUCCUGAGGAUUGCUCCUGGGGAGGCCAGGCUAACGACGUCUUCCUGAACAUGGAAGAGGAUUUCAUGAAGCCGGUCAUCAGCAUUGUGGAUGAGCUGCUGGAAGCCGGGGUCAACGUGACUGUGUAUAACGGACAGCUUGAUCUCAUUGUGGACACCAUGGGUCAGGAGGCCUGGGUGCGGAAACUGAAGUGGACAGAGCUGCCCAAAUUCAAUCAGCUAAAAUGGAAGCCUCUGUACAGUGACCCCGAAUCUUCUGAAACGUCUGCCUUUGUCAAGUGCCACAAGAACCUGGCUUUCUACUGGAUUCUCAGAGCUGGACACAUGGUUCCUUCUGACCAAGGGGCCAUGGCUCUGAAGAUGAUGAGGCUGGUGACUGGGCAAGAAUAGGAUGGACGGGGCCGGAGGUGAGCUGUGUGGCCUUGGAGCACAGAACCUGGAGCGAGCACCUGAAGCUAUGGGGAGCACCAUUCUCCCCUGGAGUCUUGGCGUGGGCUGUGAUUGGGAAGGUUUCUGCCAGCUUCCGCAGAGAACAAACUCUGCCUCUGUGGCAACUUGGAAACCACUUUGGCUUUUGACAAAAACUAAGGCUUUUUUUUAAUGGAUUUGUUUUAAUCAGAAUGAAGGUGUUGAACUACAUUAACUUUUUCUUGUUACAAAAGCAAAUUAUGUGAUUUAUGGCGGGGGUGGGGGGUGGGGAGGGAAAUACAGGCAAACAAAGAACAAAAUAAACACCCAUAUAUAUAUAUUCCCUCCCUGGGGAUAUAUGCACUGGUACCACUCUAAUGUAUAUCCUUGGCAGUCUUUUUUUGCUAUAUAUACAUAUAUUUUUUUUACAAAAAAUGGAAUCAUUACUAUGUUAUUUUACUGUCUACUUUGUUCACAUAUCAGUAUGUCCGAAACACCUUUUCAUGUCAAUAAAUUCUGUAACAUUUUUAAUGGCUGCAAGAAUUCCAUUUUAUGGAUGUACUAUAUAACUUAUGUACCAAAUUCCUAAAAGCAUCAUUGCUUAGUCAAAGGAUGGUGACAUUUCUUUAAAAUUAAAACAAUGAGUUUGA
Messenger RNA from Hipposideros armiger (great roundleaf bat), 2072 nucleotides. It is a transcript of the gene SCPEP1, whose product is annotated as serine carboxypeptidase 1. NCBI's taxonomy places the organism in Eukaryota, Metazoa, Chordata, Mammalia, Chiroptera, Hipposideridae. The record is from RefSeq and is a predicted model, not a curated record. Bases 49 to 1404 code for a protein of 451 amino acids. Gene Ontology annotation, molecular function: serine-type carboxypeptidase activity. The transcript has 13 exons. Gene Ontology annotation, biological process: proteolysis.